GAAAUUUAAAAUUCCCGCACAACUUUGCUCUCUGUCUCUCAAUCGAAAGCAAGAACAAGAAGAUGGACCAGUUUAUUCGUAAGGCAUUGGAGGGUGAUCUCUUCUGGUAUGAGAAUCCUCCAGUUCUGAAUACCAGUGCCUUUGUGCCUUACAGUGAAGUUCCUCAAUCAGGCAAGCCUCGGAAUUUAGGGUCUAAUUCCAUGAACAUGAACAAGAGGAUGCUCCAGUUCUUGCAGACGAGUCGUCCACCUUCGACAGAUGAUGUCGACAUCGGAGAGAAGGAGCACGGCAGGGAAAAGGGUUUUCGCCACAUGAUCAAUGAGCGAAUGAGGAGGGAGAAGCAGAAGCAGAGCUACUUUGCCUUGCGUUCUUUGCUGCCCAAUGGAACAAAGAGUGAUAAGAAUUGGAUUGUGCAAGUAGCGACCACGAACAUUGAGCAGCUGGAGAGGCAAAAGGAGGAGCUGAGAAAGCGAAACAUGGAGCUUGAAUGGAUUUUGGGCAAAGAGAGAUCAGUAAAAUGGAGCAAAAUUAGAUUGCGGGUGGCCAACCCUACUUCAGGAGUUGAUUCUAUGAUAGAGGUUCUAAAGUGCUUGACAAGUUUGGGAUUGAAGACCAGGAAUAUUCAAUCAAAUUUCUGUCCCUAUGAGUUUUCUGCAGAAGUGGAAAUUGAAUCCAAGAUCGGAGCUAGUGUGGUAGAAGCGGCAAUGCAAGAGACACUAUAUGAAGUUGAGAGGAAACUUCAAUCUUCAUUUCCAGGAAGCAGGUAAAUUAAGCGAACAGGAGAUUGUUCUGGCUAGGCAGCUUCAUUGGAACCACUCUGGAUACUUAUGGAGUUAUAUAAACAUUGUUAAUUGGUGAAAUGAGCACAAUUAUCAUGUGGAAAAUUAAUGGGUCGAUCAAAAAUUUUCUCAUGCAUAGGCUUGACGAUUUUCAACCAUAUUUAUGGCACGAAUUUGACUUGACUACUAUAUUCCUGCCGGUCCCUUUCACCUGGUUAUUAUCUAGUGACCAUGGGAAAUCUGUACGAUCACCAUUAGAUUAAACUCAUUUUAAUCUAAGGAUCGAGUUAAAUUUAAUUAAAAUAUAUUGUUUUGUAGUUGUUAAUUACUAUAUUCUAUCCAUCCAA
Messenger RNA from Argentina anserina (silverweed cinquefoil), 1126 nucleotides. RefSeq names its product transcription factor bHLH92. The record is from RefSeq and is a predicted model, not a curated record. Lineage: Eukaryota; Viridiplantae; Streptophyta; Magnoliopsida; Rosales; Rosaceae. Gene Ontology annotation, molecular function: protein dimerization activity. The transcript is spliced from 3 exons. The coding region runs from base 63 to 767 and encodes 234 amino acids.